Messenger RNA from Osmia lignaria (orchard mason bee), 9137 nucleotides. Its product is annotated as lateral signaling target protein 2 homolog. The record is from RefSeq and is a predicted model, not a curated record. Lineage: Eukaryota; Metazoa; Arthropoda; Insecta; Hymenoptera; Megachilidae. Gene Ontology annotation, cellular component: early endosome membrane. Gene Ontology annotation, molecular function: metal ion binding.
UGUGCUCGUCAGUCAGUCUUGCGGACGCGCGAUUCACGUUUAGUGCGCAGUUUUGGUUGUGUGAACCGACCGAAAUCGUCGACGGUCGUAUGUUUAAUCGUGAUAUUUGACGGAAGAAGUUGAUCUCGUAUGCGGUCGACUGGUGUCUCGUGGUGUGACGCUUUCUGCUAAGGUCGUGGUGGCAAGUUUCGCUAUGUCGCAAGUACUUUGGUCGCAAGAGGCACAGUGACGACUCGCCCGUGAGACUGCCGACAUCCUCGACAGCCCUGUGAUGGAGUCUAUCAGAAAAUGGUUCUACAGGCCUAAGUUGCACCUUAGACUUGUUAAUUGGUCGAAUGAAAAACAAUCUCACUGAGUCAUUGGUAUUAAGAGGAUGUCAGUCGUUAUCAAGCACGACCUUCGUCAACAGCGUGCUUCCUUGAUUACUAGAGGGACGACACGAGUCUGCUGGCUCAGUUUUUCUACGCGGACGAAUCGUUGAACGCGGUCGCGUGCGAAUUGGACUCGUUCGACGGUCGCCAGGAGCCAGAGAGAUGCACCACGUUGGUGAAUCAGCUGCGACAUUGCCAGGACAAGGUGUUGACGAUAUGCAGCCAGAUAAUGGACGAGCUGAUACCCGAGAGCAGAGCGAACCGAGACUUCAGAGUGAAGUUUCCUGAUGACGUGAUGCAGGAGAAUCUGGCAGGACAGCUGUGGUUCGGUGCGGAAUGCCUCGCUGCUGGAUCUUCCAUUAUGAACAGGGAAGCUGAAAGUUCAGCGAUGAGACCACUUGCCAAGGCUUUGACAAAGUCGUUGGAUAUUGUCAGGAAUUUGCUCAGGGAACACGCGUUGAAAGGUCAUAUGAAUCUGAAGUAUCUCUUUCAGACGCAGAACCCGUUGGAUCCGUCUCUGGAGAAGCUUAUCGAGUCGUUGAAGAUCUUCGAUCGUCUGUUCGCCGAUUUCGAGCUGUGCUACGUGGGCGCCAUGGUACCGGUCAAGUCGACGAAGGAGUACGAGCAACAGGAGCUCGUGUGCGUUUUAUUUUCGGAGACGUUGCAGAGAGCACUAGAGCGUGGUUUGCUCAGCCAGGCCGAUGUGGACAAUUACGAGCCGGCCCUGAUGUUUACCAUUCCGCGUUUGGCGAUCGUUUCUGGCCUUUUGGCUCCGCCCGGAGGACCAUUGUGCCUCAAUUCUCCGGAUAACAUCAGCGAAAUGUUUAGACCUUUUAGGACGCUUCUGUUAAAAAUAAGAGAACUUCUCUGGACGUUGAACAACCGCGAACUGUACAUGUUGGAGAAGCUAUUGUGCUCGAACGAGGAACCAUCGGCUCCUCUAACGCAGUCGUCCAAGUCCGCGUGUCAGGACAUCCCAGACCUCGAGGAGUUCGUUCACAAUUUUUAUACCGGUUACCCGAACUGCAAAGACUUCAUCGUAGAUUUUUACACAGUGACGAGGAACACCGGGAACAACAUGGACGAGGUGGCGAACGAUGUUGUUCGAACGUUGGACGAGGAGAACGAACGUUUGACGGGGAGUAACAGCGAUCAGGAUAGCGAGAACAAGGGUGGUAGCAUAGCAAUCGGGCCUAAUCGGUUAAAUUUAUCCACGGACGUGUUCGAGGAGAUUGUGGUGUGUAAUGGUGGCGUGAGGACAUCCAGUGAACGGGACAGUGUUCGCGACGAAGUGCAGUAUCACGCGAGGAAAGGGUGUAGUAGUACCAGCAACGGUAGACAAUUGUCCUGCGACGAGGCAACGGCUAGUCCAGUUCCUCUGAUCGAUCAGAACAACGGGAGCGAGAUACUCGUAGCUGAGAGCAGUAUUUCUAGCGCGAACGAGAAUAGGCGCGGUGACCAACUGCACAAACAGCAAGAGGAAUUCAUCGCUUCCGAUAUAUCAGAGAUUCUCAGCGGUUCCGAGAACAUAGAGAUUCCUCAGACGCAGUACCUGCUGAACCAGGUGUCGCACGAAAAUAACGUGACAGUCGAGACCGUUCAUAUUCAGAACUCUCUGCCGGAUCUCGACUCGAAGAAGCUCAUCUCCGAGGCGAAUAAGACGUUAUCGAACCUUUUACUGGACGGCGAGUGUCAGAAUGAAAUCUCGGAGCAAACUGAUUCAGGUAUUUGCACGGUUAUUUCUUCAGAGAACACCAGCCUCUACGAUAAAAGUCCUGAAGAGAAGAAAACGUUCCCUAAUGAGAUACAACAGGACGAACAGGUAUUGGAUGACGACGAUACGCAAGAGAACACCAGCUACUCUUGCUCGAAUAUAAAUUCUCCUAAGCGAAAGAAUUCUACAAUGUCAGAGAAUUCUUGUGUUUGCAGUCUGAGAAACGUGAAGACGGUACCCUGUUUCGACCACUCGAUAGAGGUGCAGAAUCUGCACGCGGCCAAUACCGAAGCCGCGAAGAAUAUUCCAAGAAUAUCAGCCAAUUUCGAUGGGACGAACGAGGAGUUUGUAGGGGUUGCGUACGGCAACGGGCAGAUAUCCGUCUGCGAUUCGAAUCAGUCUAGCUUUCAGAUCAAUUACUCGGAGAACUGGGAGAAUCUGAACCUGAGCAUCGACGCGUCCACGUCUAGAAGGGAAUUCUGGAGUGAUUUGAAGUGCGAGAAUUGUCCCUCCACGUCGCAGAAUAUAGACAAGGUCGGGACGAAGAUCGAGCAGUAUGCACAGGAUAAGGUAAUCUGUAGGAAGGCGAGAGACGAGAGGCAGAAGCGACGACACCAACGCAAGCACGAGAGGAACAGCCAGAAGGUGGUACACCAGGUAAACAGAAUGCAGAACUUUCAGAAUGUAAAAACAUCGGCUAGUACAGAGAGUUCUAGAUCAAACUCGACGGAUCGCUGCUUGAAUCCAAGGCUGAUCAGCUACGGAGCAAGUUUGCACCCCAGUCAGAACACCAGACAGAUGCCGAAUUUUGGUAGUCACAGUCCUCGUGCUAGCCCUAGGCUGCAACACUUUGAAACCCGCUGCACAGCGAGCCAGAGGCACUGUAGCAUCGCGUCCAGAGCUCAGAGGAACCUCUCUCCCCAGAACAGGAAGCUUCUGGAUCAUAGAAGAUCCAGGUCCGAGCAAAUGAACAGAAUAAAGAGAAGAGACCUGGAGAAAAGGGACAAAUACGAGCGUGCGAAUCCUCGAGCGGAACAGACCAAGAGGAAAUUGGCCAGUAGAAGUCCUAGCGAACUGAUGAACGAUGGCUUGGGACCAAGAACGGAUAAAAGUGGUCUAGCGAACGAGCCGGUAUCUCCCACGGCGACGCAGAGCUUCACGUACGGGACGCAAAAAGACAAUAACUCGCAACGAGCCACGCGAGCCGGAAGACUGGUGAAUCCGUCUACGGUUCAAGGAACACAGUCCUUCGGUUCGGAACAGUCCUCUGUCCUCGAGAAGACUACCGAACUAGGCUCCAGUUCCAGUUGUUCGAGUUGCUGCGACUCGAGCUCAGAGACCAGCGAGUUCCAGAGCGAGUGCCAGGACGACGAGGAGAUCGCUCUGGCGAUGCAGGCCGCUGAGAUUGCGAACAGAAAUCAGAUCCGGGCGAAAUUUCGAUCAUCAGAGGAUCUCGUGCACCGAUUAUUUGUCUGCAUAGCUGGGGUAGCGGAUCAGUUGCAAACAAAUUUCGCGUCGGAUUUGCGAAAUAUUUUGAAAUGCGUCUUCCUCAUGAAUAGUAGUCAAACCGUGGAAGAUGGCGAAACGAAGGACGAAGGUUUAACAUCGGAAAAUCAGUUGGGUAACUUGUUGAACGAUACUAAUCACGACCGACAGGAUUCGUUGCAAGAGUACGAGGAUGAUUUGGAAGAGACCACUGCAGCUAAUGACCAAAAUACAACUUCUCCAGUGACCGAACGAGGCGAAGAGUGCGUAGAAAGAGCUCCAGCCUGGAUUCCCGACAACGAUGCACCCAGGUGCAUGGCCUGUCAGGCAGGCUUUACCGUCGUUCGACGUAGACACCAUUGCAGAAAUUGUGGCAAAGUGUUCUGCGGUCGUUGUAGCAGCAACAACGUUCCCCUGCCACGCUACGGGCACAUGAAACCCGUACGAGUGUGCAACAGGUGUUUUCUGUAUCAAGUGACACCGUUUACGGUAUCUCAAGUGACGCCAGCAAGCUGAACUUUACCUGAACAAGGUAUACAUAUAGAUUAGGGAAUCGUUCUGUUCCAUUCGUCUAUGAUGUUCUUAUCGAAAUUUAACCGCCAUUAAUAUGGUGUAUCGUUCGUUCGUUUUUUCCUCUGAUUAGGGAUCCGACGUUUCGAGCUUUCUCUCUUUAGAUACCUGGACGUUAAAGUAACACAAGGUGUUAAAGUAAUAGUUAUUUGCUUUCUUAACACCUUGUACAAAUUGUGGUUGGAAUUUGUGGUUGAAUAGAAAAAGGAUGAUGAAUUCCUUGUGUGAAUGUUAAUAAAAUUUUGUAAUACGAGCCUUCGUUUUUGAACGAAUGUUAGUCUUGGAAAUUCGUUGCGUACCUGUGUAGGUAGGUUCAGGUCUGUUGUAUGAUAAGGAUGAUUUAUUGUAUUUCGUGGUUUUUACUCGCUGAUAGGUUUAGGAAAAUAGUGAAAGAGUUUAGCAAAGUUCGUUUGUUUCGUUAAUCCUUUCGCUAUGGCAAUGUUCAGAAAUUUACUCGAGAUAAUAAAAUACAUUUUUAAGAUAACAUUUGUGAAAUUCUCUGUAUUAUUUUCCACCCUGAAGCAUUCGCAGUACCGUACAAUGGUUCAAAUCAAAUAUUUCUUUUAAUAUCCAUUCUAUCGUUUAUAAAAUCAUAAAUGAAAAUUGAGUGUACUCGACGAAUUUUCAGUAUGUUUUUUUUUUUUUUUUUUAGUUUAAACACAAGAACAUUGUGUUUAAAAAUUUCGCACAAGGAAUCACUAUGUUUCUGGUUAUUCUACAAAUUUUCCCUUAGCUUGUAUUAUACAUAUAAUUAUACCUAUUAAAAUGGUACGGGUACAUUUUUUCAUUUUCGUUAGAAUCACAAUUGAAAUAACUGGGAUACUUUUUCAUUAUCCUUAAAUUUUCAAAUAAUUUAAUUUCAUUUUUUGAAUAAUUACAAAAGAAUUUUGUUUUAUAAUCUUAUUAAAAAAUCAGUACCAGAUAUUUCACAGAAGCUAAACCAGAAAUGAGAAAAAUGGAAGUCGAAACAAUGUCGACAUUACCCAAGAUUGCUGUUUGCGUUAUUUGUAUAAUUACAUAAACUUAAAACUCGUGAAUUUAGGAGAUUAUAUAUAUAUAUCGCUAAUAUUUUUACACGUCGUGAUCGAACGUUUUUAACGGAGCUAAUAUCCAAAAGCAGUUGUACCAUAGCUUUCGUAGGUGAUAAGAUUUCAAAAAAAAAAGGAAAGAAGACGGACAAACGUUAUCAUUUAUUUUUCUCCUUUAGGACUCGAACCUUUAAUUAAAUUAGUUUAUUAAGAAGAAUUCUGUAAUAAUUAUAAUUUUUUUCAUUUAGUGUAUGCGAUUACGCACGAUUUUUUUUUUCUUCUUCUUCUUCUUCUUCUUUUUAAAUUACCUUCGUCUACGUUCCGUAUGUGUAUCUUUAUCUUUCGUUAUUAGGAAUGUUUCUUUAAUUUCAUUUGUAUAAAAAAUCCUUCGUGGACGAAAUUAUGUUUAGCCGCAACAAUUGAAAGACGAUUUCAAUGCACAAAACUAGUGCAAAUAUUGUUCCAUAAAAAUAUUUUUAUUUUCUCUCAUUUAAUUGACAGACACAUGCAUUAUCAUUUUUGUUACAUUUAUAUUGGAUCGUUUUAAGGAUAUUUGUGUUCAAUGUGUACAACGUCGAGAAAGAGAGAUAUUUAUAAUUUAGAGACGAGGAAAAAUUGUAGAAAUAAAUUUCUGUUGUAUAUCCAUCGUGUAAAAUAUUCAUGUUUUUAUAUCUAUAUAUACAUACAUACAUACGCAUUCUUCAUAAGUAAAUAGUUUAUUUAAGAGAAUAUAAGAAUGUUAUGAAAUUUCUGUUUAUCAUUGAUUUCUUCUCACGAAUUACUUUCAAUGUAACAUUCCUCUCGAAUUACUAAUAAUAACGUGAAUAUCAAUUUAAAUAUGUAUCUCAUUACAUGGAGAACCGAAUUGUCCAUCGCAUAAAUCUAGAAAAAAAUAGCUCGUUGCUUUCUUUAAUGAUGAAGAAUAUAUGAAAAAAUAUUCUGUUUAUACGUGAAACCCAAGAUUCUUAAUUAAGCUAGUUAAAAGUUUUAUAGAAUGCUAUUCUCAGAGAAGAUCUAUGGUGGACCGAGAAGUAAUCCUUGGAUCUAAAACUAGACAACGAUCACAGUCGGACAGUUUCUAAAUUUUUUUAUAUCAAACGCGUGGAUAGAAUACCCGUUUAUUAUUCUCUUUCAUUUACAUCUUCGCCAUAUAUUCCGAAGAACGUUUUUUGGUUUCGUUUUCUAGUUUUCUUGUUAGAGAGGCGAACAUGACCGGUGUAAAUAAGCGAGCGUAUGUAUAAUUUGAAAACGGCAUUCGCUAAUUGCUUCUGUGCCAAAUUGACGCGACAAUAAGUUUGCUCGUCGUUAACGUAGUCUGAAAUUUUGGAGAAAGUAAUUGAAAGAAAAGAUGGAAAUUGCUGAGUGAGUCGUCACAGUUUGUACGCAUUUCGAGUAAAAAGACUGCUUUUGAUCGUAGCUCAUUCUCGUAGCUGUAGCUGUAGAUGUACGAAGAAUUGAGCUUUUCUUUUAACAAGGAAAGAAUUUUAAAACGAGACUCAGGAUUCUAAUUAAUCAAUUGUAUUCCGUAUAUUUUCAUUGUCAAUGUAUGUACAAAAGUGUAAAUGUUUCAGUAAAACAUCUUUGUGGGAGAAUAGCUCAGCUUGUUCGACUGUAUUAGAGUUAAUUUAAGUAUUACAUACAGUGUAACACGAUGCAACGAAAACAACAAUUUCACUGGGUAGUCAUUGGAUUUGAUUGAGUUUACCCAUAUACAGAUAUACGAGAAGCAAUUACUGCCAAGAUUCGUUAGUCGGUUCUACUCUAUAGCGAUGAUUUCAUUAAUAAUUAAUGAUCGUUCAGGAGUAUUAAUGAUCGAAAAGAAAUUUAACUCAAACAGUAAAUAUUUUUAAAAAAGAUUAAUGAGAGAAUUGUGUUUGGGAAUUUUCACUUUGAAAUUAUCACACGGUACAAUGAAUAGAAGUAAACUAGAUUAUUUAAGAAAAUAAAAUUUCAACUACACCGACAAGUAAGAAUUGACAAGUUAGCAAAGAGCUUGAAAAGAGGCUACGCUAAUUCGAGUACAAAACUAAACUAAAGUGAUUAGAUAGAGAAUUAUUCGAACAACGACUGUAUACCAUUACACUUUCCACGAAUUCAGUGAUUACCCUUGCUCGAGUUCAAUUAAAAGUAUGAAAAUUAUAUAAUAGCUUCUAAAAUUACACUUUCCAUGUUCAUUAUCAUAAAAAAAUUUCAAUUUCGUUCAAUAUUGAACGAUAUUGAUUCUUUAACACGUUAGCUGCCAUGUGGUCAUCGCGGUAAUUCCUAUCAUCAAUAAUAUGUAUAAUUGAAAGCAAAGAAAGUAGCAAAUGGAAAAUUUGAAACAGCUGUAUUUUGGAUAAUCGUAACAUAUUAUAUAUUAAAUAUGGUGAUUUUCAUUGUGAAAGAUAUUAAGGUCUAAUGCUUCCAUUUGCUUACUUGGAAUUAUUCUAACGAAUUCUCUAAUUAUAUGAAUAUAUUAAAUUUGUAAGUGGUGCAAUGGACGUGUUAACACGUUGCCAAUCCGAAUUUAAUUUGGCCGAAUAAUUAAGAAAUGACAAAUUGAUAGAAUUGAGAAAUUAAAUAGAGAAGGUGGUAGAAUCUUGAGACAAGGUAUUGAAUAUUACCUUUAAUUAGUAUAAUUAAAAUAGUAUUGAAAAUACAACUUUCCUCGUUUCUUAAUUAUUUCACCGAAUUAAAUUUGUAACAUCGAUGAUGUACGGUGUAAUCAAUGUAUUAAUCCUGUCAAAGGAUAAAAACAAAGUGUUAACAUAAAAUUUUGUAGCCACAACUAUGACUAAUAUGAAUAUCCAAAGAUCAUUCAUUAUAAAAGAAGGCACAAGUUGUUGUACUGAUAAAAAUUAAUGAAUUAUACCUCUCAACGUCUCUAGCUUAUGAUUAACUAAAGUUAAUGAAAACUUGUACCAUAUACUGGAUUUGUUGCGCGGUAAGAGUGAUGUUGAAUUGUAAAUCUAUCGAUUUAAAGGAAUCUGUUUAAGAGAUACGUGGACGAUAAGGAAUUCUUUGAGAAGAAAGAAUUAUUUUUUACGCGUAUUUUCGUGAUUUUGCGUGAAAAAGCUUUCGAUUCUUCGCACUCGUGCCUAGAAAUAUUAGUAAGUUUCAAAGAGGGAGAGAAGGAUUUGACAGUAGUCUAAAUUAGAGCCGUUAGCAAGUCGAGUUAAAUAGACUGUAGAAGAUUAAUUGUUUAUUCUAUUCAUUAAUAAGGUAUCAAUGGAAGAUGUAUACAUAUUCGAAAGAUCGUGCGAAGGGUCGAUACAGAGCCUUUUUCUCCCUUUUACCGCGGGUAUUGUAACGUUCUGCGAAUAAGGAUGCUUCCCUGUGCCUAAAUGUCACAGGCUAAGCCAGCCUAUACAGAAAGAAAGAUCGUAACGGCGAAAAAGAAGGAGAACGAGAGAAAGAAGGGUAUCUAAUUGUAAGAAUUAUUUUUAUAUUAUUUAAAAUCCUAGGUGUAUAUGUGUCCGUAUAAGUGUCUCGUGUUCGACUUGAAUUUCAGGAUGAUGUAUGCUUUGACAUUUUAAGAAAUGUAUAAAAUUUAAUUUAAAAAGAAAAGAAUUCAAGUUGAUCAUGAUUGCACCAGGAAGUUUGCGAUUAGCGUGCAUGCGAGUAAAAGAAUGGUUGAAGAAUGGAAGUGUCAUGGUUUCGGUAAUGAAAAAAUUAAGAUACGAAUGUAAAUAAAGAUUUGUUAUUCAAGGUGUUUACGAGAUGUUGUUGUUUAAUGCCGAUGCAUAGGCCUCUUUAUUCCGUAAUGCGAACGACUGCAGAUAUUGUAAGAUAGAGCUUAAGAGACAAGCUUAGCGGGAAAAAUUAAUAUAUUAUAUAUACACGCAUACAUAACGAAUAAGUGUUACGAUGUAAAACGUUAAUAUAAAACAGGGUGGACCAGUAAUCACUAGCAUCUCAAUUAUUUUCGGAACUGUAAGAGACAGAUGAAGAAUUGUGAAAUAAAAGUUAACUCUGUGCAGAUGAAUCUUA